Macrosteles quadrilineatus (aster leafhopper) is the source of this 4849-nucleotide messenger RNA. RefSeq names its product dual specificity protein phosphatase Mpk3 (gene Mkp3). The coding region runs from base 237 to 1436 and encodes 399 amino acids. Gene Ontology annotation, biological process: negative regulation of MAPK cascade; protein dephosphorylation. Gene Ontology annotation, cellular component: cytoplasm; cytosol. NCBI's taxonomy places the organism in Eukaryota, Metazoa, Arthropoda, Insecta, Hemiptera, Cicadellidae. The transcript is spliced from 5 exons. The record is from RefSeq and is a predicted model, not a curated record. Gene Ontology annotation, molecular function: MAP kinase tyrosine/serine/threonine phosphatase activity; protein tyrosine/threonine phosphatase activity.
CCGUUCGGAUUUAGAGGGCCGUGGUUGUUUGUGUCAAACGAAGCCGGGCAGCGCCCUAUCCUCAGCGUUUAGAUUAUUUUGUUAGUUUUGAGUGACUUUGAGGCGCUUUCCGUGUAUUUUACGAGUUUUCCAGUGUCCUAGGAAUGAACUGUGCACGUGAUAUCGUGGUAAAUCUAAUAUAGAAGAGUUAUCUCCGAGUUUUUGUGUUCUUUGACGUCUUACAUCAGUAGUAAACAAUGCCAUCAGACGAAGAUGAAUCUCCCGACCGUGCUAUUAUGAUGGACAUUUGCAUAGGAAAGGAUUGGCUUCUGCAGGAACUAAGGUCAAAUCCGACUCGUCUUAUAAUUCUAGAUUGUCGCAGCUCGAACGAAUUCGGAGAAUCCCAUAUUAGGCAUGCUGUAAAUUUUAGCAUUCCGAGUAUUAUGUUGCGUAGGUUGGCAGCGGGAAAAAUUGAUCUUGUGUCGACUGUUAAAUGCAGGGAAUUAAAAUCUAAAAUCGCGAAUGCUUACAAGGAGAGCUUGUUCGUCAUUUACAGUGAUAUUUGUUUGACUGAUCAAAAAAGUCAGGGCAGUUCUCCCAGUGAAACAACAAUGCAAGUCCUAACGAAAAGGCUACAACAAGAUGGCUGCCAGGUCAUGUGUUUGGAAGACGGGUUUGAGGGGUUCCGUUCUGCGUACCCGGAGUGGUGUGAGAGCUGCAGUGAGGUGUCCACACUACCAGAGCAGGUACCACUGAUGGGGCUGCGCAGUCUGCGUAUCUCUACAUACUUGCCGCAGGGCAAGGAGGAGGCUGACCGCUGCGACUCGUCACUGGGCCUCGAGGACGACCGAGAGUUCCCGGUGGAGAUCCUCCCAUACCUCUUCCUGGGCAACGCCGCAAACUCUGAGGACAUCGAGAGUCUAGACAAGCACGGGAUCAAGUACAUCAUGAAUGUGACUCCGGACCUGCCUAAUGUGUUUGAGGAGUGUGGAUCAUUCAAGUACAUGCAGAUCCCCAUAGCUGACCAUUGGAGUCAGAACUUGGCCAGUUUCUUUCCACAGGCCAUAGAGUUCAUUGAGGAAGCACGAGGCCAGAAGAAGGGAGUGCUGGUUCACUGCCUGGCUGGAGUGUCUCGUUCCGUCACCAUCACCGUGGCCUACCUCAUGGCCAAGCUGAACAUGUCGCUCAACGACGCGUUCAAUCUGGUCCGCGCACGCAAGACCAACGUCGCACCCAACUUCCACUUCAUGGAGCAGCUGCACACCUUUGAGGGCGAGCUCAGCGGAAAACGCACAGACACCAUCAGGUGUGAGAACUGUGGCUGUCAGAGGCCGGACACCGAGGCUUGUCGCUGCUCAGCCUCCACAGCAAACUUCCUCAGUCCCCUCAGCAUCAUCGGCCAAUCGCCUGACUCCGGUAUUGAGUUUGACCGGUGGACGCCUGCGCCAGGGGAAUGAGACAACGCGCAGGGAAGCGCCCGGGACUCCUCGCACUACCACUUUUAACUCGGGAGCUGGCCUCCCGCGGAGCUCGAGCUAGGUCUCAGGCUUCCCUGCCGAAUCAUCUAGUCUUAGUUGUUGCCAUAUCUUCCACAUUCCCUCUGUGUCUCGAUCUCAGUAUUCAGCCUCCGUAGGUUCCGCCGGUCGGGAAAGAGGUUCCCGUGGGAUGCUUUUACAUCGACUAAACGGUUUAGGUAGUCUGUCGACGACAGAUAGUCUUUUAAAUGUCUAUUUUGAUGUUGAGUGUCGAUCGACCGAGGUGAUGUCGCCAUCCUCGCGGUGUUGCAUGCUCCGUACAACGUAGGUAGAAUUGCUCAAUACACGUAGCGUAGCGUUAGACGUAGCCACUCGUUGUUGUAUCCUAGUUGUCCCACGGUAAGCGUAAGACAAAGGUUUGAUAUCGGAAAUACGAUUGCUCACCUCGACUUGCUGUUAAUUGUAGCUAAAUGUUGAUGAGCUAACUUAGUUUUGUGCACAAAAACUAAUGUUCUAAGUUAGUAAGCUGAACUUGUGAUAGUUGUACAUAGCCACAAAUCGAUGUUUAAUUGUUGUUGUUCAUAUUCUACUUUACACUUUUUACAAAUAUUUUUUACUACUCUCAAUUAGCUUACUGCAGAAUACACUUUAAGACUAAAUUUAUUUUUUCUCCUUUUCCAAUUUUUUUACAUCAAUGUUGUGUUUUUGUGUUGUAAAUUGAUAACAUUUUGUCUAUUGAUAGUAAGAUGGAUCACGGUUGUAAAAGUGAGUAAGAAUUCUAAAAAUUUCAUCAUUGUGUAAUGUAAUACUUAUUUUAUGUUAAGAUUGAUUAGAAAAUUAACCUUUAACAAAAGUAAUGCUCUUGAAAUGUAAAAUUUUGACGUAAAUCUCUUUGGAAAAAAUAUUGUUAGUCCGAUCUGGACCAAUCGGUGUUGAAUUCACUUGCAAACAUAAAACUGAUUGAACUAUAAUUUAAUCAACAACUAAACCAUUUUUGUUCUUGGGUAUUAGUUUUCAUUCGAUUAUGUUAUGACCGCUAAUAGCCAAAUAGAACAGAUCAAAGGGAAUUCAUUGCAAAGUAAGAUUUAAAAACUGGCUCUGUGUUUAAGAAUCCGUCUGUUAAAAUUUUGAUCACCUAAGCACAAUACUUUUUUAUGUUUACUCAGUAGAUUUAAUUAUAACGUUGUCAUGAGAAUAAUGGACACACAUCACUCGCAAGUAAGACUGGGACGAUGGUGACAUUACCAACAAAAUGUUCUUCUUAUAUACUCGAGUCUAAAGUUCAAAUCUAUCAUUCGUUUUUUUAUACGUUGUAGUGAAUUUUACACCUAGGUUUUGCUAUGGUCAUGAGAGCGUAUUCCUCCGGUAAUUUGAUAUUUUACUAAAUGAAUCGUUACCCCAACUACUUAAUUAGACUACAUGAGUCUGAACUCAUUAGGAUGUAAGUAAAUGUGCUUUAAUGAAAACUUAGGCUUUAACAGAUUACUGUAUAGUUGUUGUAUGAGGCGUUCCUCUUGUUCUUUGGUGACUUAUGUCUUAAUGUUGGUCUUGGUAUUCCAUGUCUGGUAAUUUGUAACCAGGUUAUAUUCCAGGUUUGGCUAAUUGUUUCCUAAGGAAUCAUAAUUUAAUUUCGGGAAAUAUAUCCUGAUCUUUUAAACAAUUUUGCUUUGUAAAAGAAUUUUUUUUAUGUAUUCCAUAUUCCAGCUCAACUCAAAGUUUAACUUGAGCCAUUUUUGUUGUAAAUAAUGUUUGGAUCAUUUUAAUACAACUCUACCAAAUGUUUUAUUCUUUAUGUUAUUUGCCUUAUUCAUUAACUAAAUUUUCAUCUAUUUCUAGUUAUGUACAUUUAUUACUUUUUUAGGUCUAAUGAUUUUUCCUACAAAUAAUUAAAACUUGAAACAAUUUACAAUUUGCAUGUUGUGUUUUAGUUUUAAUAUUGCUUUUUUGAGAUGUUAAACGCAAUUGUUGACUUGGAAAAACCAGAAUGAAAUCAAUGUUUAGACAUGAGUUAGCAUAGAACUCUUAUUUUUUGUUGUAUAGUUAAUUUUAUUAACGUUUAAACAUUUUUCAUAUUUAUACUUAAUUUGUAAAUUGUUAGAAUAUUUAUGACAUUGUUCCCUUUUAAACUGUUUCUAAUAAUUUAAUCAAUGAUUUGAAACUUGUUAUGUGAAGAUGUUUUUUGUUAAUUCUACAAUAUAAGACUUAUAUAAUGAUGUUAUACUUCUAUAUCUUUGACAAAUUACUAUUGUUGUUACAUUAAAAAUGGCAGACUGAUAAGUAUAUGCAGUUGAUAAGUAAGUAGUGUACAUUACUCUUUAUUGUACCAGGUUGGAAGUUUUAGUAAUGUAAAGAUACUUUAUUGAUUGACUUAAGAACCACAAUGGCGUUCUUGUCUUAUUUGAAACACAUGGUGUGAAAUAAAGUAUUAUGAAUAAUUAGUUAAAAUAGCUUCAAAGAGAACUGGCUUUUGGAAACUGUUAAAAGUUUUUACUUCUUGCAUGCUCUCGUGUUAUCAAUUGUGUUGUAGGCUGCAAACAACGUUACCAAUCUGUUUUUGUUUUUUUUAUAAUUUAAUAACAAGCUUGUGUUUUCCAAGACAACACCACUAUAGGUCGGCCGCUUAGAAAACGACCUCCUCCAGCAUUGGUUUAGCAUUAGCGCCCAGGUCGUUUUCUAAGCGGCCGAACUAUACCCUUGAACUACGUUUUAUUGUUCUUAUUUACAGUAAUUUUGAUGAAAACUGUUCCUAAAUUCAUCACUGGAAGAAAAGGGGAUUAGAUUUUGCAAUUUGUUACAAAAAAAAAAAACUAAGAUUUUAUAAUAAUUAUUUAGGUUGUAUUUUAUUGGUAUUUUACACUAUAAAAAGGUUAUCUAAUUAAAAAUGCAGGUGAAACUGAAAAUUACUCUUUUCAGGAGGUUGAUACAUAAGACAAGAUAACAUUGUGGUUGUUAAUCCGUCUAAUCUUGUACAUAAACCGCUGCCAUUGUUGAACAAAAUAGCAACUAACGUGGUAUAUUUAUGUCGUAAGCUUGCACCGUGUUUUGAUGUCAGCAAUGUCUCACUUGAUUCCAAUCUUUGUGCCAUUUUUAUUGAGUGCCUAUUCCAUUAGUUUUGGUAUCGACUGCAGUGGCAAUAUUGUAUUUGACGAAGUUUUACAAACCUGAGUUACAAACAGGAUUGUCAUUGCGGAUGAGAUGUAUUGAAGAAAUCCAUCCUGAAUUAUUUCCUGCCAGGUUCAGUAAUGUUACCACUUUCCAAGUGACAUGUAAAUUAUACUACCUAUGUAUAUUUUAUCUUCCAUACGUGUAACGCUGUUCUGUAUAUCAACUGUUUGUAUUUAUAUUUCUUGUAGACCUGAGUUGCAUACUUGGUUAUGCUAAUAACAUGUACUAAA